UUUAGACUCUGAGUAUGGAGGCUUGGGUAGUCUCAUGGGCAACAGAUGGCUCUGUAUGGUUAUGUAAGGACCCCCAUCUGUACCGUGAGCCUUAAAUGGUUUGUGUGUGAGAGAGAAGGAGAGGGUGAGCGAGUGUAAGUGUCCUGCACUAAAGCAGCACACUUCAUCUGAGCUGAGAGUGAGUGUUACACAAACAAACAGGCUAGCUGAAGUUUUCACAGAUCAAAGGGACAGUUGGUCCUGGACUGUCAGGACCCGGGGACAUUCACUAACAGCUGCAUCAGAUCCUGACAGAGUGUGUGUCUUUCUCUAAAUGCCACUUUUCUCAUCUCUUCCUCAGACAGGCCACAAUAUCACCCCCCUUUAUCCCUGUUUAUUCCCGUUUUCCCUGCUGCUGCAGCCACAUAUGCCGCAGUGAGAAGCAAGUGACAUGGAUGGGUUUUACGAUCAGCAGGUCCCUUUAAUUGUGCCCCCCAGAAAGUCUCACAUGCAGGAACCGUCUUGCAGACCAUUCAAUGACAGAAAAAGGAAGUUUGUUGACACUGAGUUGGCACAGGAUACAGAGGAGCUCUUUCAAGAUCUGAGCCAGCUACAAGAGAUUUGGAUAGCAGAAGCCCAGGUACCUGAUGACGAACAGUUUGUUCCAGAUUUCCAGUCGGUUAACUUGAUGUUCCAUGGACUCCCUCAAACUAAAGUAAAGCGGGAACCAAGCCCAAGCCGAGAGUUUUCCCCGUGUGGACAAGAGCAGCGACUGUCUCCAUAUGGAGAAAAGUGCCUAUAUAGCUACAGUGCCUUCGACAGGAAGCCAUUUACUUUUAACAAGCCACUCACUCCUCCUUCUACACCGGCAUCACCCUUUGGCUCCUCCACCAGCGCAGCAACACACCCUGUGCAAAAAAGAGUGAUGCCACCAGUCCAAACUCCGACACAAGGACCGCCACUAUUGUCUGGUCCCAACCACAGCUCCACACCACCACAUCAGAGAGCACAGACUCCACUCCACAGUCAGAGUCCACCUUUUGCUGUGCCCUGCUCUCCUAUCAAUCACCCAGAUGCCUCCUACAGCACAGACCACAGGUUCCAUCGGCAGCUUUCCGAGCCCUGUCUCCCAUUCCCUCAGUCCGAUGGCCGCUGUCAGACACCUUACCCCCCGCAGGCCCGUGGUCAUUUUCCCCGACACAGCCGCCCCCCAUAUCAGCGCCAGAUGUCAGAGCCGUUGGUGCCAAUGCCUCCCCAGGGAUUCAAAAAGGAAAUGGUGGAUCCCUGUUACAAUGAACAGGGUGUGCAAAAUAUGGGACCUCCCCGUGCACCGUUGUUCCACCAAAUGUCAAUCAAACAGGAGCCCAGAGACUUCGGCUUUGACUCAGAAGUACAGAACUGCCAGUCAUCUUUUGGCAAAUCAGCAAACUUCUAUGGUGCCAACAGUGAGGGUUUUGGGUAUGAUGGAGAAUCCCACAUGUAUUAUGACGAUGCAUGUGUAGUGCCAGACCGCCUGGAGGGAAAGCUAAAGCAGGAGGGUGGAGUUUUCCGGGAGGGUCCUCCGUAUCAACGAAGGGGGUCUCUGCAACUCUGGCAGUUCCUGGUCACUCUGCUGGACGACCCAUCCAACAGCCACUUCAUUGCUUGGACUGGCCGUGGGCUGGAGUUUAAACUCAUUGAACCAGAGGAGGUUGCUCGUCGUUGGGGCAUCCAGAAGAACAGGCCUGCAAUGAAUUAUGACAAACUGAGCCGCUCGCUGCGCUACUACUAUGAGAAGGGCAUCAUGCAGAAGGUUGCUGGAGAGCGAUACGUGUAUAAGUUUGUGUGUGAUCCCGAUGCGCUCUUCUCCAUGGCAUUCCCUGAUAACCAGAGGCCCAGUCUGAAAGCAGACCCCGAUGGGCUGCAGGUUCCCGAGGACGACACUGUUCCGCUCUCACAUUUUGAUGAGACUAACGGUGUCCCGUAUCCAGGAGAUGUCAGGGACCAGUGCUUAGUGGGACCGUCCUUUCCUGAAAAUUAUGCUUUCUGAACUGCUUCACCACCAAUGAGUGGACCAGAAAAACUCUAAAAUGAAUCCUCGCACUCAAGUGCAGCUCAUGUCAAAUUGUAAUCGCUCCAAUGAGGAAUCUGUAGCGCCUGCUGACAAGUCUCUAGACUUUCUUGCCACACUUUUAUUGUUUGUUUGUUACUACACAGAUUCCAUGAUGGAUUUUUUUAUUUUUAUUUACAAACAAAAAACUUAAAGGGACACAACAGUAUUUUUCAGUAUAACCUUUGAUUUUAUAUAUAUAUAUAUAUAUAUAAAUAAAUAAGUGUAUAUUUUAAAAUAUGGCUUUUGUGCACUGCUUUUGUGUAUCGGGCCUGGUGUCUUUUUUCAAUGCUCUGCUUUAGUGAGAUUUGUAACAACUUCUGACAAUUCAUAAUCAUGCACCUCAGGCUGUGUUGUCAUUAUCAGAGUGUAUAUAGCUUUGAUUAUAAUCAAAGCUGGCCAAGUAAAAUGCUUUAUAACUGUUCAGAAAUAGUCAAUUCAAUUGCUUUUGUAAUGUGAUUUUUAUGGAUAUGGGGCGAAUGGGCAAAAAGAGGGUAGGGGAAUUGAAAAGUGAAAUCUAUGUAUAUUAUGAGUAUAUUUUUGCAAAAGCUGAAUUGAAGUG
Messenger RNA from Sinocyclocheilus anshuiensis, 2630 nucleotides. Its product is annotated as ETS translocation variant 5-like. Gene Ontology annotation, biological process: cell differentiation; regulation of transcription by RNA polymerase II. Gene Ontology annotation, cellular component: nucleus. Gene Ontology annotation, molecular function: sequence-specific DNA binding; DNA-binding transcription factor activity, RNA polymerase II-specific. The coding region runs from base 431 to 2008 and encodes 525 amino acids. Lineage: Eukaryota; Metazoa; Chordata; Actinopteri; Cypriniformes; Cyprinidae. The record is from RefSeq and is a predicted model, not a curated record. The transcript is spliced from 11 exons.